AUGAACCACGUCUUCAAGUACCAAGCGAGCUGGACGGACGGGCAGAGUGGCUCUGCUCUUUCCUCAGAGUGUUUUCCCCCCCCCCCUCUCUCGCUCUUGUCAGCAGCUUCCACGCCGACCGCGAAGAUGCACCGUCCUGUAGGAGGACUGAUAUUGUUAUUGCUGGUGGCUUUGUGGAUUUUCUGCAGCGUCAACUGCGUGCGUGGAGCGUUGCCAACAACUCCAAAAUGUGAUGAGGCUCUGUCCUCUCCUUUGCCGCACACAGCUUUUUCCAGCUCCUCAAUCUUCUCAAAUGGAUAUGCACCUGGAUAUGCCAAGCUCAACAGGCGAGGAGGUGCUGGUGGAUGGUCUCCACUCGAUAGUGAUCACUACCAGUGGCUGCAGGUCGACCUGGGCUUCAGAAAGCACAUGAGUGCCAUAGCAACACAGGGUCGCUACAGCAGCUCUGAUUGGACGACUCGGUACCGUCUACUCUACAGCGACACAGGAAGGAACUGGAAACCUUAUCAUCAGGAUGGCAACAUUUGGGCCUUCUCUGGAAACUCGAACUCAGAGAGUGCAAUUCGGCAUGAGCUGCAUCACGGAAUCGUAGCUCGCUUCCUGAGGUUUGUGCCCCUGGAAUGGAGCAAAGAAGGCAGGAUUGGUCUUCGGGUAGAAGUCUAUGGCUGCUCGUACUGGGCAGACAUGAUCAAUUUCGAUGGACAGGGUGUGAUCUCGUAUCGUUUCAAGGUAAAGAAGAUGAAGCUCAUCAAGGAUGUGAUUGCACUGAGGUUCAAGACGUCAGAGAGCGAGGGUGUGAUUCUCCAUGGGGAGGGCCAGCAAGGGGAUUACAUCACCUUGGAGCUUCGCAAGGCCCAGCUGCAGCUGCAAAUUAACCUGGGUAGUAACCAGUAUGGCUCAAUUCUGGGUCACACGUCAGUCACGACAGGCAGCCUCUUGGAUGACAACCACUGGCACUCAGUCGUUAUUGAGCGUUACCGUCGUAAUGUCAACUUCACUCUAGACAGACACACUCAGCACUUCAGGACCAACGGGGAGUUUGACCACCUCGACUUAGACUAUGAGUUGAACUUUGGGGGGAUGCCUUACAGCGGCAAGCCAGUAGGAGGUGGGCGCAAGAACUUUAAAGGCUGCAUGGAGAGCAUCAACUACAAUGGAGACAACAUAACUGAUCUGGCCCGGAGAAAGAAGUUAGACACCUCAAGCUUUCGUAACCUGUCAUUUUCCUGUGUGGAGACGCAUUCCUUCCCCAUCUUUUUUAAUGCAACCAGUUUCCUGCAACUGCCUGGUUGGGCUGCUCACAACAUCAUAUCUGUGGGCCUCCAGUUCCGUACAUGGAACCUACAUGGGCUACUUAUCUUCAGUAACCUUGAUGAUGGAACUCUAGAAAUUUCACUUGAAGAUGGCAAGGUGGUCCUUCACAUCAAUGUAACCACAGCAGCCAGGCACUACCUGGUGGAGUUAACCUCAGGUUCUGGCCUUAAUGAUGGCCAAUGGCAUGCUGUACGUUUGAUUGCCAAGGAAAAUUUUGUCAUGUUGAUGAUAGAUGGCGAUGAAGCUUCUGCUGUACGUUCUACGUCACCACUCUCAAUCACCACUGGGGGAACGUAUCACCUGGGAGGGUAUUUUCUCCAGACAUUGUUCCCGCCUUCUCAGCGCUUCUUCCAGGGUUGCAUGCAAACAAUUGUUGUGGAUGACCAGCCAGCUGAUUUGCAUGCAGUGGAGAAAGGGACAGUCGGAGCUUUUGAGAAUGUCAGUCUGGACAUGUGUGCCAUUAUAGACAGAUGUAUGCCUAAUCAUUGCGAGCAUGGCGGCCGGUGUCAACAGAUAUGGGACAGUUUCAGCUGUACUUGCGAUGGAACUGGAUACACUGGUGCCACCUGUCACACUUCGAUCUAUGAGCCAUCAUGUGAGGCCUAUAAGCAUUUAGGCCGGUCCUCUGACAUCUACUGGGUAGACCCUGAUGGAAGUGGACCUCUGGGCCCCCUCAAAGUCAACUGCAACAUGACAGAGGACAAAGUGUGGACUGUAGUCAUGAACAACCUUCCACCCAAAACAACAGUGACUGGUUCCAGUAGAGAGAGACGCACCAUCCUCCAAGUCAACUACAGUGCAUCUAUGGACCAGGUAACAGCCAUCACCAUCAGUGCAGAACACUGUGAGCAACAAAUCACGUACAGAUGCCGCAUGUCCAGACUGCUCAACACUCCAGAUGGGACUCCUUACACAUGGUGGGUGGGCCGGGGCAGUGAGAAGCACUUCUACUGGGGUGGUUCAGGUCCUGGCAUCCAGAAAUGCGCCUGCGGCAUCGACAGAAACUGCACUGACCCUAAGUAUGAUUGCAACUGUGACGCUGACCACUCACAGUGGAGAGAAGAUUCUGGCCUCUUGACAUAUAAGGAACACUUACCAGUCAGCCAGGUUGCAGUGGGUGACACCAACCGAGCUGGCUCUGAGGCCAAAUUGACGGUUGGACCAUUGCGUUGCCAGGGAGAUGAUAACUACUGGAACGCCGCUUCAUUCACCACCCCAUCAUCCUACCUUCACUUUGCCACCUUCCAGGGGGAGACGAGUGCCGACAUUUCGUUCUAUUUCAAGACCAGCGCACCAUAUGGGGUCUUCCUGGAAAACUUGGGCAACACGGAUUUCAUACGUUUAGAGCUGAAAUCUCCCCAAGUUUUGUCCUUCUCUUUCGAUGUGGGAAAUGGCCCAGUGGAGUUAACGGUACAUUCUGCCGCACCUCUCAACGAUGACCAGUGGCACCGCGUCAUGGCUGAAAGAAACAUCAAGGAGGCAGUUCUCCAGCUGGACCAGACCUACCAUGUCUCUCGGCCAGCACCAGCGCAGGGGCACACACGGUUAGAACUGUUCAGCCAGCUCUAUGUGGGUGCCGCUGGGGGCCAGAGGGGUUUCCUGGGCUGCAUCCGAGCUCUACGGAUGAACGGUGUCACCCUUGACCUGGAUGAGAGGGCCAAGGUGACGCCUGGGGUCAAGCCCGGUUGCCAAGGCCACUGUACCAGCUAUGGCAUGUAUUGCCGCAACGGGGGGAAGUGUGUGGAGAAGUACAAUGGGUACUUGUGCGACUGCACUGCCACUGCCUAUGACGGCCCUUUCUGCACUCAAGAUGUUGGGGCCUUCUUCGAAACAGGAACAUGGGUCAGGUACAACAUCCUCCCUGAAGGUGCAGCAGGUGCAAUGAAGGACUCCAAGUUCCUCGCGAGUCACUCGACUUGGAAGGAGGUCAACUUAACCAAAGAGGAAGUGACGUUCAGUUUCAGCACAUCCAGUGCUCCAGCAAUUUUAAUGUAUGUCGGCUCAAGUACAGAGGACUACAUGGCAGUGGUGUUGAGGCACAAUGGUUCUCUACAAGUUCGCUAUAACCUGGGAGGCCUGAAGGAGCCGUUUGCCAUCGAUGUGGACCAGCGGAACCUAGCUAAUGGACAACCUCAUCACAUCAAUAUGUCUCGCAUUGACAGAAGCCUCACCAUCCAGUUGGAUCAUUACCCUGCAGUCAGCUACACCUUCCCAGAUGCCGCCGACACCAAGUUCAACCUGGUCAAGACGCUUUUCUUGGGCAAAGUUUAUGAAACAGGCCACGUUGACCCACUGGUGAUCGAGCGGUACAAUACGCCAGGUUUCAUUGGCUGUUUGUCACGGGUGCAGUUCAACGGAGUCGCCCCUCUCAAGUCUGCAUUAAGGAGGAGCACAGACACGGCUCUUGCGCAAGAAGAACACUCUGCAGCUGUGUCGCCGGUAUCUUUCCAGGGGAAAUUGGUGGAGUCUAACUGCGGGGCAUCACCUCUCACCAUCCCACCAAUGUCAGCCGCAACAGACCCUUGGCAUCUGGACAACACAGAUGCAGAAUUCCCAUUCAAUGAGGAAAGAGUGAUUCCUGAUGGAGUCAACAGAGACUCAGCCAUUAUUGGAGGGAUCAUUGCAGUGGUGAUCUUCACAAUUUUAUGCACUCUGGUCUUCUUGAUCCGCUACAUGUUCCGUCACAAAGGCACCUACCACACCAACGAGGCCAAAAGCGCCACAGAGCCCGCUGGCGAGUCUCCAGACACGGCAGUCAUCAGCACAGACAACCCAGAAACCAUUGAGGAGUCAAAGAAGGAGUGGUUCAUCUAACAACCGUUGACAUGACACUAAGACAGGAUGUGGGUCGUCUAACCACUAGUUGCCAACUAGAUCGAGAUGGUUACGUGAAAUGACCAGUUGCGGGAAGAAUUAAUUAAUGUCAUUCAGUAGGACAAUAAAUCUCCCAAAGGGAGAGGGACAUUGAUGAAUUUCUUUUGUUUUUGUUUUUAUAUAUAUAUCGAGAGAAAAGAAAAUAUGAGGGACUCAGCCGAGUGUUGUACAUGUAACUAUUAACUGGCUUGUCCUUUGUAUCGUGCUUGGGAGUUUUACGGAGUCCUUUGAAUACUGUAUAUGACAAAUAGUUAUAUUUACUGGGUUGCGUAAUAGGACAGGCUCUCUGUUCAUUUUUAUUUAGUUUUUUAACAAAAAUAUAUCUAAUAUCAAAAAAGAUCAACUCAUCAUGCCAAACCAUGAUUAUUUUGUUUUUGCAGACUGCGGUUGCACCAGCCUGCAAAAGCUUUGUAUAUACUUGUAUUUUAUUUUGAAUGAAAAAAAAAAUAUUUAGUGAGUCCAUUACAUGAAUACUAAUAUAUGAAGGGGUGUUUGGGUCACACUCAAAAGAAAUAAAGUUUCCUUCUUAUGUGAAAAAAGUCAGUCAAUUGAACUCGAUAAGUGAAUAUCUAAAAUUCCCACGACCUGAACGCAUUAGCCACUGUCUAUUAGAGAUGUGCCAUACUCUCAAUUAUUGCUUUUAGAUGAUGGUAUAAAUUCUACAAAAGUGACCAUUUCAAUGUUUCUCGGGAACAAAAACAUUAAACAGUUCAAAAUUAUGAUGGGGUUUAAUGUGGCAAAACUCUCCAUUUACAUGUUUUGUAAAAGUUAAGAUAAUGCUACAAACACAUCAAACCAUCCAAACUGAUCAUGGCAUUAAUGUGACAAAACGUCCAUAUCCGUUUGUCAAACUUAAACCAAUGCUAAACUGGAAAGCAUUCCUUCCAGUCCUCAGUUUAUAUAUCUCAUCAGGUGGGACAAUAGUGCAGCCGUAGAGCGUUGGCCUCACAGUUCUGAGGACGGGGGGUUUAAUCCUGGCAUCUGUGCGGCGUUUGGAUGCUCUCCCCGUGUCUGCGUGGGUUUUCUCUGGGCACUAACCCUUCCUCCCACAUCCCAAAAAUAUACAUUAGUUGGAGAUUCUAAAUUGCCCAUAGGUGUGAUUGUGAUUGCAACUUUUGUCUGUUUCCAUAUGCCCUGCGAUUGCCUGGCAACCAAUUUAGGGUGUACCCCGCCUCUUGCCCGAUGACAACUGGGAUUGGCUCCAGCACUCCCCCGACUGUCGUAAGGAUAAGCAGCUCAGAAAAUAGAAUGAUGGAUAUCUCGUCGCAAUAUUAUGACUUUUUCUUAUUAGAUUGCAUUUCACACCAUGUAUUUUAUUGUUUACAUUUUUGUUCCUGUAGUGUGGCUGCCAUAAUACUACUUCAUCCUAUCUAUAUUAUUAUAAAAUAUUUGCUAAUGACAGUACAUAAUGUAUGUAUCAAAUAGACAUUUAUGUCCAAUUUGUAUGCCAUUCGAAUGUACGGGACAUGUUUGGUGUUUCUCCAAGCAUGAUGGGAUAUCUUUAUCGUCAGUGGUUGUGUUUAUUUAGCUCAAAAUUGCAGUUUCCUUUUAAGUUGCAACCAAUUUUUGCUUAUUCAGACAUGAACCCUUCAUUUGUCUCUUUGCCAAACUUGUUAAUCUUGCACCAUGCACCUCAAAUUUGGAUUUAAGGUAUUGUCAUGCAUAACAUAAUUUCAUAACACACAUUGCCAAAAUGUGAGCUGUGGAGUUGUCGAAGAGGAGAUUGUAUCGAUCAAUGAAGUAUCAGUGAACCGAACUCCACCAGAUUUGAGACAAAAACAAGUCAGAUCUGAUAUUUGAUUUGGAUGUACAAAGUUGUCAAGUUAGUAAUUGGCUUUUUCAAAUCAAUUGUGCCUUUGAGCCAUUUCGCCUUGUCCUGGACGAAACCUGACUACCGCUGCAUGAAAUCUCUUCAAGUCAUGCAUGCAUUUUUGCAUUUGCUCAUUUGAAUGGUGCUCGGCCCUUAACGUGCAAAACGCAUAAUUCUGGAAUCAGACUGGAUUAGUCUUUACAGAGUCAUAAAGCUGUGGAAGGUGACGUUGAAAGAUGAGCAAUGCACCUCCUAUGCUAAAUUGUACGUGUGUGUGUGUGAGAGAGAGAUGCACAUAGUGUCUAAUGGUGAAUAUGUCAAGGAUGUUCCUCAGGUACAACAUGUUCAGAACAAGGAGGCAGCUUGAAUCGAGACUUAAAAAUCAGUGCCAUUUUCAUCCAAAUAGCAUUUAAAUGAUGUAGUAUUUCAUGUCCAUACCUAUAUUUUCCCCCAUUUGUGUUAUUAUUCUGCAUUGUCAUUACAAAUAGACAGGCUGCCAAACGUGGAACCUUUUUAUGAGUUACUUUGGAUGUGUGUCUGUGUGUGUAUGUGGUGAAGCUGCAGUGAAGCCCUGCUCCACUAAUGGAUUUGUGCAUCAUUGUUGCCUCAUCGCUAACGUCAACUCUGGUCUGCCUUUUACCUUGGCCUCAAACAAGACUAAAUCCAUAAAGGCAAACGGAGUGACUUCCUUUUCUCUAAUUGUGAUGGUACUACUAUACAGUACAUACUUUUCAUGCACACACACACUAUAUGCUCUGUAAAUGAGGUUUGAACAGGAGAAUGAUCAACAGUAGAUAUAAUCAUAACACAAAUGUUUUUG
This is a messenger RNA of Syngnathoides biaculeatus (alligator pipefish), 6818 nucleotides long. It is a transcript of the gene cntnap2a, whose product is annotated as contactin associated protein 2a. NCBI's taxonomy places the organism in Eukaryota, Metazoa, Chordata, Actinopteri, Syngnathiformes, Syngnathidae. Bases 1 to 4128 code for a protein of 1375 amino acids. The transcript has 27 exons. The record is from RefSeq and is a predicted model, not a curated record.